Lineus longissimus is the source of this 7399-nucleotide messenger RNA. Its product is annotated as Kv channel-interacting protein 1-like. The record is from RefSeq and is a predicted model, not a curated record. The transcript has 11 exons. NCBI's taxonomy places the organism in Eukaryota, Metazoa, Nemertea, Pilidiophora, Heteronemertea, Lineidae. Bases 2285 to 3094 code for a protein of 269 amino acids. Gene Ontology annotation, molecular function: calcium ion binding.
CAUCCAUCAAUGAGAACGAUUUGUUCUCAUAACAUCACUGGUUGGAUUUGGCCUGUCGUCGAUUCUUUGUUAACUGUAUUCAAUCAGUUGGAACUAUCUGGUCUGUUCACUUUAAAUGUUUUCUCUAGGAGGAGGCUGUGCUGAGCUAGUUUAGGAAAUCCGCGCACCCAUUUGGACGUAUGCUGUGUCUCUGUGGUCUAUGUUGCAGGACAAUCAACUUCUUUAAAGUCAGGAAGCCAACGGUCUAAGAAUUGAAACUCUAAAAGGUCUUCCCUGUUUAUGGUUCUGAGGGGUAAACUGGAUGUUUCAUACACCUGUAGCUCAAGGAUUGAAAGGAUAUACAGGGAAUCGAUACACUGCAUUUCCAAUCAAGGACUUUAGUAUUAUGAGAACCAGAGGAAAUUGGUUAUAAAUGUUGCAAAAUCCAGAAUAACUGUUCAUUUCAUGCUAGCUGUGACAUGCAUUUCCUUCACCUUUGCUCAAUCUUCUGAAGUAUAAACUGUAGAAACGAAUUGAUUGUUUCCAGAACUUGAAAUCUAAAUUAAAGCAAAACUCGGUGCGGCUAUUAAUACAAAUAUUGAUUCAAUGAAAAUUGACCUCUAUAGUAUCUCCAGGAGUUCUAUUGAUUUUCAACAGGAAUAAUCAGCUUAUUUUCAAAAUAUCAUCAAAAGUUUUAAAAGCUACAGGUCCUACUCACAAGUCGAUGGUGUCAUUUGAACUUGGCAUUUGAUUCUAAACUGUAGCUCCAUCGAUUCCGGGCACAUAAGGGUAUUGGUUGGACCUGUGCCAUCUUGAAAGAGCAGACAUUUUCUGAGCCGUCAUUAAUUUAAGCAGAUUAUUGGAUGGUCCUCUUGAUUGAUACUUAUUGCGAUCUUGCCAUUAGGACGUCACAGGAGAGCAACGAUAUCAGAGAGUUAUUUCGAUCCUACAGCACUUUGUAAAUUUCAGACUGUGAGGAAUAUUCAGCAGAAAAACAUUUCGAUUCUUUCAUGUUGUAAUAUCGCCAUUGGAAGUUAGGUCACAACCUGCCAGGUUGUUUUGUGACGUCUUGAAGACACGUCUGAUUUAACUAAUCUUGUUUUUGGCCCUUUUCGUAUCGUAGCUGGAAAACUCAAAAAAAAGUGUUAGCACUACUGCUAAAAACCUGACUCGAAUAGACUAAACCAUCAACCACUGUAGAAAACUUAACGAUAUAGUCACAGUGAAACUCAAAUUACAUUAGCGGACGUGGCACUGGCAGGAAAAUUCCAACAAUUUAAUUAGAAACACGACUACCCUUCACACUCGGGUGUUAUACAUUUACUCUGAUCAUCUAUAAAGCAAUACUCAACUUCAUCUCAUGUGCAUUCUCCAGGAUAUAGUUUGUAAAGUAUUAGUUCGUUCACCUUCCAAAGAUAAAUUCUUCCUGAUGUAAUUAGCGGGAGCAUCAAAUUGCAAUCUGCCAUAAUUAGUAUUACCAUUCAGUGGAUUGUUACACAAGUUAAUUGCUGCAAAUAGAGAACAAGCGAAUGAAUCCUCGCCAACUUCAUUUCAAUUACAACACUGGAUUACAUUAAUAUCAUAAUUUCAAAUAACGUGGAUUGUGUUACAUGUAGGUCGUUUUCUGGAUUAUUGCUGCUCUAUCGUCACUUGAUUAGUUUCUCGUUAAGAUUUGUGUCCUGAAAUCAGAAGUGUUACACUGAAUGUUCUUCUAAAAUAUUCGGCAGAUUACUUGACUUGGCAAGACACGUGGUGCUAUUCUUGCGUACUAUAAGUAUAAAUUGGGUACAAGCAAGGCUCACAUUUUCGCUUGAUAGAAACUGUGAGAUAGCACCUCUGAUGAUUCCUCUGAACAGAAAUUGGUUCAGUUAACUAGGCAUCUUUUGUGGUAAUUCAACAUAAGAACGGAUUUCUUGCUCUGAAGAAGGAGUAACAAGGUGCUGAUACGUGCUAUAAUAAGAUUAUAACUGAGGAUAUCAUCACAGAUUUGCACCUUUUCUAUAGGAUCAGGAACCAUAGCGAAAGGAAAGAAUACCACCAACAGGUUAACCACUUGAAUCAGGUGGCAAAAAGGAUAACGCUAACUUGUUAUUGGCCUUCAUACCUAGGCCUAUUUGCUUGAAACAAAUAAAGGAAUUAGGGGAGCAUAUUUUGGAUUAUUGGCCUACGUCUGUGCCUUUGCUGCAGGCAUAGCAGAGUGCAACAUCUGAUCACCUGGAUGCAUUAACCGGAUAAUGCAUUGUGUGGCUGUUGUCUAAGGAGAUGUGAUGUUCUACGUUACAAGAGCUGCGUAGAUCCGUGGUCGAUGCAUUUGGCUGAGUCUUGCCCUAUUCGUCAGUGUAUUCUCUAUACUACCUUCAUGUUCCGAAUGAAGCUCCAGAGGCUUCUACCGAAGUAUUUCAGCAAGCAGCUCGGCAUUGGAAAAAAGGAAGAUCAUGACCUCGAUGAUCUUGAGAUGCAGGUGGUGCGGUACAAGCCGGAGGGGCUUGAGCAACUCUGCCGCAACACCAAGUUCUCCAAGAAAGAGUUACAGAUUAUGUACAGAGGCUUUAAGCAGGAAUGUCCUACAGGGAUAGUGGACGAGGAAACAUUCAAAGAAAUUUAUUCCCAAUUUUUCCCGCAGGGAGGUAAAUUCACUGGGAACUCAGGUCCAUAUAUGCUUAAGAAACAUCAUAAAGACGCCUCCACAUAUGCUCACUAUGUCUUCAACACAUUUGAUAAAGACAACAAUGGUACAAUAAAUUUUGAGGAAUUUGUGAUGGGUUUAUCAGUAUUAUCACGAGGGUCGCUACACGAGAAGUUGCAAUGGGCCUUCGACCUGUAUGACAUUAAUGGCGAUGGGAUUAUUACAAAAGACGAGAUGUUAGACAUAGUGUCAGCGAUUUAUGACAUGAUGGGUAGAUUUGCGGAGCCGUGUGUGGAUGAGACGACGGCAAGGGAUCAUGUGGAUCGGGUAUUUCAGAAAAUGGACCUGAAUCAAGAUGGUGUGAUAUCAAUGGAUGAGUUCAUGGACACAUGCAGAAGGAAUAUAUUGGAAAAUGAAAAGAUUAACCAAGAAGCGAAUCCUGACAAAUCAAUAACAGAAUCGAUGGCAAUGUUUGACACAGUACUUUGACAUUUGGAGGAAGACCCUCCACCGAGCAGCAUCAGCAACAGAAUAGCCCAGGUACUGCGUACCCAAGGAGAAUUCACAGACACUGUGCCACUUAUCCAGCCGAUGGAGCAGCUAACCCACCUUACAGGACCUAGAGACACUGUGCCCAUCAUUCAGCUUGGUUCCGAGAUACCUUGUGUGAGGGCCGGGCCGUCUGGCUGUGGUGCAUCAGUACGCUUGAUCUACUGAAAUGGUUCAAGUGAAAUUACCAUCAAGGUGCUUUUCAUAUGGAUUUUUGCAACAGGACUGUUCAGUAUGUAAAAGUGGAGGGACUUCUUGGUACAGCUGUCAAAUGCAAAUAGCUAUUGCAAGAGGACUGUUAAAUGCAAAUGGCUUUUGCAAAAGGACUGUUAAAGUGCAAAAUGCAAGUGGAGCAAACCCCAAACAGUUGAAAUGACACCUUUCAUCCAUCCCCAGGUGAUGUAAAAUGGCGAGUGAGCGAAAUGGUACAGCUUUUUUGUGCAGAGGAAGAUUUUUAAACAAAUUUGGUCUUGUGGCAUAACACUUCUAUGUUGGUUUGUAAAUGAAAUCUGUAUCUAAUUUAUAUAAAUUUCGUCUUCGUUUUGUUUUUCCAAUCACGUUCUAUCAAAUUGGGAAAAGAGAAGAGAGUGGGCUUUUUUGGUGGAUGAGUAUGGGACCCAAUCAGAGAGAAGGAAAGUUUGACUUGAACGAACUUCAGCAGAGGACACAAAUACCAAAGUUCAUUGCCACGGCAACAGGUGUAAUUCCAAACCAUGAGAAUUUCAAUGUCUUUUUUCUCCGAGGUGAAUCUGCAAACGAGGAUUUGCAUCAACUUGAGUGACAAUUUUAAAAGACUGUGUAUAUAGAGGUGUAUAUUAUAUGCAUUGGAACAAGUUUAAGUUUGUGCACUUAUUGUGUUCAAGUUGGUUCAGACUAUUAUCAAUCUAUGCUCAAACUCUUCAAGCCUGACUCAUUUUCAUAAGAGAUGGGGAUUCUUAAUCUAGUUGAAAUAUUAUGCAGCCCGUACGUGUUAUCAUAACUGGUGAGCCUUCAUCUGCAAAAUGAUACAUUGUACAUAUAUGGAUGACCUUGAACUUUUGGACGAGAUGGCAUUUGAAGAUUUCCACAAGUUAUGUUCUGGGUUGACAUUGAUAUAGGAUAUUCUUGAUAGCUUCAAGAAUGAAUCGACCUCCUAAUAUCAUCUGGUUUCUGCCAUUGAAAAUGCUAUGUUUUCAAUUCAGGGUUGUAAAAGUUCUGUGGGACUGUUUAAUGACAGCAAAUGAUGUGCUGCAAAUUUCGAGAUGUAAAUAUAUCUUUCACUGCGAACCCGGAAAUUUUGUAUGCCAUGUGUCCACGUUUGCAGUUAAUUGCAAGAAUACCAUACUACCAAAAAGGAAAAUUGAUCAAAAUCAUUGUUACAGGGUUGUCGGAAGCGCUAAAUCAAAGGUACGCCAAUUUCACAAAAUGGCCUAAUAGUAAUGGGCUGGGUUAGAAUAUUUCCGGGUUCGCAGUAUUUCGUGAAAUGUAAAUAGAAAAAUGUUUGGGAUCGUUUCCUCCAUGCAUACGACACAAUUAGUUUUUUAUGAAUUUAAAGAUGUUUCAAAUACGUUAAGUCUGUAUGACUAAGUGUUUAGUUUGUGUGUUGACGUGGCAAGCGAUGUGAAAACCCAGUACCUGUGAGUAUGUGUUAGACCUCGCACCUGUGAGCUGCAAUUCUGCAUGGCUGCUGUAGUAGUUAAAACAUGUUUGCAAUUCUAAGUCAUUAUGUAUUCUUCGAAUAAAUGUCAAACAGGAUAACGAAUUGAUAUGAUAUUUCCAUGUGGUUCUUUAAACUGCAGUGGUUUAAUUCAUCAAGACAUUGCUUAAGCAGCAGGUGAUUUUCAGCGAGUGGUUGAUAUUUUUUAUUUCAUUGUUAACAUUUUUAUUAAGUUUUCUACAUUUUGUAACAGUAGUGGUUUAGGUUUGGUUGAUCAUGUUGAUAGGAAAAAAGGCACAUAGAUAGUUGUGUCAGGUUUUCACAUACAGUGUUUCCUUAAUUUACCAAAUUUACCAAUCAGUCAAGAAGAAGAAGCUGGGAACAUUACGUUGCAAGCAUCUCAAUUAAUGAAAUUUAAAUGAAUUUUUAGAGAACACUAUUGUGUAUGUUGCCUUUGAAGACUUUAAUAGAUAAAUUCGGUUGUCACAAUGAUUGGCUGUUGCCCUUUUCACAGAUCUUAGAAAUGCAUUAGAGAGGGGGAAUGGUCUUAUUGGGGAUCAAAACGGGCACUUUAUCAGAGCAUGAUUUGAGAUGAGAAGUGGCUUACGUAGGGAUUCAGUGAAAAUUGGUUCAUCGGGGAUCCGGAUGGGCAAAUGCGUGCUUUUCCUCUAAUAGUUGUUGAUAAAUCUGGUUUAAUUGCACCGACUUCUCCAUAGCUUUGCAGUUGCUUUGGACCGACGCGACCGUCAGAGUACGGUUUCUAUUUUGUCGCAACUUUUUCAGCGGCUAUUCUUCUCAAUCAAAAUGUACGACUGUUUUUCUACUCUCUUGUCUCUCUAAUCAUCACCUUGUACAUGCUUUGACUUGUGCAUUUGGAAACUUUUAUAUAAAAUCAUCUGAAGCACAAAUGUUCUAAGUUCACAUUGUAAAUGUUGUUGACAUUUAAUAAAAAGAGAGUUUUUAAAAGCUAAGUAUAACGUAGUGACAUAGUGGCGUUUCCAUUGGUACUUGUUGAGAAGCCAUGUUUGUGUAGACUUGGUUUGUCCACGAUUUGAUAUGUGGUAAUUUGUUCGGGCAACCAUUUUGUCCCUGGUGACUUGCUGUCUUGAUCUUCUUCAAAUUCGCUGGUUUGUUUAUAUACCAUACCUCCAUAGUCAGGGCUAGGGCCAUCCUGACCCUCAAUGUAUUGACAAUCCAGGCGGAGGCUAUGGAGGCAAACCGCUGUAAGUUCUGUAUGGUCUAGGACCGGCGUAGAAGGAAGUAGGCCUACUUUUGCUAAUCACAUGUCGUCCAGAGAUGAAAAUACAGCAAGGGCAUGCUGUGUCAUUUAUUUCUGUUUACCAUGCUUCAACUGUGUAGUGUUUUUUCAUCAGUAAACGCCUGCGCCAAGUAUUUGGCGAAGACAUACAUCCUUCUACGUAGGUUCAGAUUGUGUAACGGAGCACUCACUUUUAAUGAAUAUGGCUGCAAUUUGUAUGUUUGGUUACGAUUUUAGAUUGGCUGUCAUUAUCCCAGGGAAACAUUUCUUAAAAGUAGGCUCAGGUGAUCAGUUAUUUUGCUCCCUGAUUUAUUCAAAAUAUUGUCUAUCAAUCGUGUAUCUCUUUAAGCAGUGCAGUGUAUGCAUUAGUUAGUUAAGUGCACUACAUUUAAAUUAGCAGUGUGCGCAGUUGCUCACUCGGCAUAAGCAGUAGGCUAAACAUUUGUUUUUGGAGGAUUCAUUUCGGAAGAUCUUCUGGGUUGUGACUUCCUUUUAAAUUCAGGGUUUAACAUGCAAGCACUGUACAUAAGACUACUGAGUUAUCUAUUUCCUGGUACCAUUGUUAAACAAAUCCUUUGUUCUCAUUGUUAAUCUGUCAAUUGUACAUGGCCCCAAAAACGGUCCUGACAAAGAAAUAACUGGUAAAACCUUCUUGAUAUUGACAAGGCCAUUUAUUGGAGAUCCCUCAAUCAAUGCUUUCAUACAGUACAAUUGUUUAAUAAUUGAAUCGGGGAUAUUCACACAUCAAUUGUUUUUUUCUCUAAAUUUUUUCUGUAAAUGGUUUUUGUCCAUAAUGGGAUAACUAAUCCUGUUAUCAAUGUCAAAUGUAAAUAAUCAAGAAAUAGCCUGUGAUGGUUCUGAUGGAGAUGUGUGUUUUGAAAUUGUUAAAAGUCAAAUUUGUGAGGGACAUUUGGCUCUAUUCCUAUGUGAAAAUGUAUUGAUUUCAAGAAUGAGACCACAUCUCAAGGUAAUUGCCUACGCCACACCAUUGUACAUGUAUGUCAACUCCUAUGGCCAUCUUCGAUAUAAUUUGUUGUAAUUUUCACUUGGAAAGAGCCCCUCACAUUGAUAGAGAGGUUUAGCAACAUCAAUAUUGAAUUGCAAGUUUGGUUACGAAGCCUCUCUAUAUGAAUAAGCCAGGCUUUGUUCCUGUCUGACAAAACAAAUCAAGUUACUGAGUUGAUGUUUCACGGAUUAUUCCUCCGUGAUUGGGUUGGUGUAACACCUAUCUCUUGCCUUUAUCUCUGUAUAUAUAGCAAGGCUCUCGCAGUGGUGUAACUCAGUAAUAUCACUCAAUCAAUUGGUGAUCAAAUGGAUUUCUUCAAUAAAAACAUAUACAUGUACAUGCGAA